AGGCAGGCAGUGGCCAAGAUUACGUGACCUCAGAAAAUCAGCUACUUUACUACCCUAGUAUUACCUAUGCUAUCAUUGGUAGCUCUGUCAUUUUUGUACUUGUGGUGGCCUUUCUUGCCUUAGUCCUGCAUCACCAGCGGAAACGCAACAAUCUCAUGACCCUGCCAGUGCAUCGACUACAGCACCCUGUCCUGCUGUCCCGGCUGGUGGUCCUCGAUCACCCACACCACUGCAGUGUCACCUACAACGUCAACAAUGGGAUCCAGUACAUGUCCAACCAGGCCUACCACAGGCCAGUGGACCUGGACUCUCCGCCAUCCUAUUCAGAGGCUGUGCUUGACCAAAGCAGACCACCUUGGUUUGACCUUCCUCCACCUCCAUAUUGCUCUGAAUCUGAACCCCCUAAUCAGCCAGAUCUUCCUCCUUACCAGUCUCGGACGGGAAGCUUGGUGAGCACAGACACCCCCAUGGCAGGAAGCCCUCUGGGCACAGCUGGCAGUUGGACAAGAGAAAUCCAUGACAGCAUGGAUAGCCACAGAACUCUUCUCGAGGGGACAGCAGAUCAAAGCGAUUCUCUGGUCAACCACAUUGCUGAAAGAGAAGUGUAA
Molecule: messenger RNA, 608 nt
Organism: Pelecanus crispus (Dalmatian pelican)
Lineage: Eukaryota; Metazoa; Chordata; Aves; Pelecaniformes; Pelecanidae
Source: RefSeq, a predicted model, not a curated record